CUUAUUGAAUAGUGAUUCCCUUUGUGUAGAUCAUCUUGUUUCAGCUACUUUUUAAUCUGUUCCCUUUUCAUGUCUAUAGCCUUUUGAAAUAUGCAUUAUGUUUGUUCCAUCAUCAUUCAUCAUAUCUCUUUGAUGAUAAUUUUAUAUUGGACCUUAUGUUCUUCACACAACAUGUUCUUGUUUUUAUCUAUUAUGAAGAUUUACAGCAAUUAAUGGUUUUUAAGCAUACAUUACAAGAGUGUAUAACUUUUUCUUAAAUCGUACAGAAAACCCAAUAUCGGAGGCAGGGAGGAAUUGUCAAAGUCAAGGAUACCUUUGUGGAUUGUUCUUCAGCAGUACAAACACUAAGUAGGAAAGAGAUGACUCAUCUAGCUCAGGAGAUUUUACUUGAGAUGAAAACUGAAUCCGACAACUCCACCCUGCCUGCUUUGAUGCUUUCUUAUGCAGAUAAUGGCCUUUUUCCCCAGGCACAGGCGAUUUGGGAGAUGCUAUUGAAUAGUUCUUUUGUGCUGACAAUUAACAUAAUUUCUGAUUUGAUGAAUGCUUAUGGAAGGAUGGGACGAUAUGAUGAGAUAAUAAAAAUUUUGGAUCAAUUAAGUUCAAGAAAUUUCAACUUAUUGCCUCAGGCAUAUUCAUGCGGUAUCUCUUGCUUCGGGAAUCAAGGACAGCUUGAGCUAAUGGAAAACACAUUGAAGGAAAUGGUGUCAAGGGGUUUCCCAGUGGAUUCUACCACUGGAAAUGCCUUGAUUAAAUAUUAUAGCACUUUUGGGUCAUUAACACAGAUGGAGAGUGCUUAUGGCUUUCUUAAAAGUUCUAGACAUCUCAUAGAUAAAGAAGGAAUCAGGGCAGUGUCAUUUGCAUAUCUGAAGGAGAAAAAGUUUUACGGAUUAGGUAUGUUCUUGAAGGAUGUUGGUCUUCGAAGGAAAGAUGUGGGAAAUCUUCUUUGGAACUAUCUAUUGUUAUCAUAUGCUGCCAAUUUUAAAAUGAAAAGCUUGCAAAGAGAAUUUCUGAGCAUGUUAGAAGCUGGUUUUCAUCCUGAUCUCACUACAUUUAAUAUAAGAGCUGUGGCCUUCUCAAAAAUGUCUUUGUUCUGGGAUCUCCAUCUUAGCCUAGAGCAUAUGAAACAUGAAAAUGUUGUUCCUGAUCUAGUGACUUAUGGUUGUAUUGUUGAUGCUUACUUGGAUAAAAGACUAGGAAGAAAUUUGGAUUUCGCUUUCAGUAAAAUGAAUUUGGAUAAUCCUCCAAUAGUAUUGACAGAUCCAUUAGUUUUUGAAGUUUUCGGUAAAGGGGAUUUCCACUCAAGCUCAGAGGCCUUUAUGGAGUUUAGUAGGCAGAGAAAAUGGACUUACAGAAAACUAAUUGCAGUAUAUCUCAAGAAACAAUUCCGGAGAAACCAGAUAUUUUGGAAUUACUGACCUGUUGCUUGCUGUCUGUCUUGAGGAAAUAUUCUGUCUGUUUAGGAAAGAGAACUGUGCUCACUCGCUAAGUAAUUGAACUUUGGGGUCAGAGAUAUAUGGCAAGGAUGGGGAUUUCCGGCAGUGGUAUAGGUCAGUAGGUGUUGCGCUGAUAUAUACUGUCAUCGUCUUUUUUAGCAUAUUGGAGAAUACUCAUUCUUUUCCUAGGGCCCAAAACAAUUCCAGCAAUUCAUCUUAUCCCCAGAUUCUUUGAUAGCUCUGCAUUCUUUGCUAGAAAAAUAAGCUAAAGCUACAUCAUGGAGACUCAAUGAAUGACGAAGGAAACUGCAUUUUCAUAUAAAGGUCUGGAGUUGUCUCCAAGUCUGCAGCUGCUAGCUUAAAAGGAUCAGCUGUGUAAUAAGAAAUGGAUUCAUCGAAGAGGCUAUUGUACUUACCUCCAAAGUCAGUCUUGUGAUAUACUGAUGAUCAACGACAUCCAAGUAGCAUGUACAAAUAAUGUUUCAUCUCCAUUUUGUUUUUGGUGCAUACAUAUAUGGGGAUGCAAUGAAAUUUUAGAUUUUGGUUUAAUGGAAUCGAAAAUAGAGAAAGGUUUCCCCUAUCACCCUUCCUGGAAAAUUGGAAGUGUUGAGAUUGUAGGUGGAAAGUUUUAUGAUAAACAAGGCCACACUAUAUGUAUACCGUUACUAUAAAUUUAUGCAGGAUACUUAAAGGCAUAAAUGCAGAUGUGUAUUGUAUCUUUCAA
Pistacia vera is the source of this 2157-nucleotide messenger RNA. RefSeq names its product pentatricopeptide repeat-containing protein At3g42630-like. The record is from RefSeq and is a predicted model, not a curated record. NCBI's taxonomy places the organism in Eukaryota, Viridiplantae, Streptophyta, Magnoliopsida, Sapindales, Anacardiaceae. The coding region runs from base 360 to 1415 and encodes 351 amino acids. Gene Ontology annotation, molecular function: protein binding. The transcript is spliced from 2 exons.